Messenger RNA from Neoarthrinium moseri, 744 nucleotides. RefSeq lists its product as uncharacterized. The record is from RefSeq and is a predicted model, not a curated record. NCBI's taxonomy places the organism in Eukaryota, Fungi, Ascomycota, Sordariomycetes, Amphisphaeriales, Apiosporaceae. Gene Ontology annotation, biological process: U4 snRNA 3'-end processing; TRAMP-dependent tRNA surveillance pathway; poly(A)-dependent snoRNA 3'-end processing. Gene Ontology annotation, cellular component: nuclear exosome (RNase complex); cytoplasmic exosome (RNase complex). The transcript is spliced from 2 exons. Gene Ontology annotation, molecular function: RNA binding. The coding region runs from base 1 to 744 and encodes 247 amino acids.
AUGGCGACUGAUUCAGAGAUGGUCUUUGUCCUGCCGGGAGACGGCAUAGACGCUUCUCUCAUACCGACCCAUCCCAAACGCCCGCUCCGCCUGGGCCCAGGCCUCAGACACAUCCCCCCCAGCACUAUAGUCCCAACCAUUGCCGGCCAGCUUGUCACAGAUCACAAGAAGAACUCAUUAUGGGUCGAGUACAAUGGCGGACGGUACAUCCCUGCCGUCGGUGAUCUGGUCAUUGGCCAGGUGGACAGGAGCGCGGCAGAUUUCUACUACGUCGCUCUCUCAGAUUACUCCUCCAACGCGUCACUGCCGCAGCUGGCCUUUGAGAUGGCAACCAAGAAGACCCAGCCCAACUUGGCCACAGGGGCUCUGGUCUAUGCCCGCGUGAGUUUGGCAAACAGGCACAUGGACCCUGAGCUGGAGUGUGUCAAUUCCAGCACUGGCAAGGCCGACGGUCUCGGCCCCUUGGUCGGAGGAAUGCUAUACUCGAUAUCGUUGGGCAUGGCGCGGCGGUUACUGAUGCGGAAGUCCGUCGAGGAGGGCAGAGUGGUGGUGCUGGAGGAGCUCGGGGCGCUUGGGCUUGCGUUCGAGACUGCAGUUGGCAGAAAUGGGAAGAUGUGGGUGAACAGCGAGGACACCAAGACUGUGCUCAUCGUCGGGAGAGCCGUCAAGGAGACGGACGAGGGGAAUCUCACCGUGGACCAGCAGAAGAAGCUGGUGCGGAAGCUGGUGAAGGAAAUGUCGUAA